GAAAAUGACUUGGCCACUGUAGCCGCGUUAAUAAUGUGAUAGCUUUUAUCUACAAGAAGCGUUACUUGGUCGUCAUCUACCUUCUCAGAAAGGGAGCUGCAUCAAUGGCGACCAAUAAUGAUUUUGGAGCUUUCAUUGAGAAAGUUACAAUCUCUCCAACUUCUACUUCCUCGUCGCCUCCUUCUCUACAGGGUCUUACUUUCGCCAUUAAAGACAUUUUUGAUGUGGAAGGACGCGUUACCGGUUUUGGUAACCCGGAUUGGUUAAGGACACACUCGGCAGCUACUUCUACAGCUCCAGUAGUUUCAUCUCUCUUAGAAGCUGGUGCCACAGCUUUGGGUAUUACCAUUAUGGAUGAAAUGGCUUACAGUAUAAACGGAGAAAAUGCGCAUUAUGGGACUCCGAGAAACCCGAUUGCUUUCGAUAGAGUGCCUGGGGGAUCAUCGAGUGGCUCAGCCGUAGCUGUAGCUGCUCGUCUUGUGGAUUUUUCUAUUGGAACUGAUACCGGAGGGAGUGUACGAGUUCCAGCAUCUUACUGUGGGAUUUUCGGUUUCCGGCCAUCCCACGGUGCAGUUUCCACUGUCGGACUUACUCCAAUGGCUCAGAGCUUCGACACAGUUGGAUGGUUUGCUCGGGACACAGCCACUUUGAAACGUGUAGGUUGCGUUCUCCUGCAGCAGCAUCACUUGAACCCCAUCGAACCAUCUCAACUGAUUAUCGCGGAUGACUGCUUCAAGCUGUGUAGUGUACCGCAUGAUCUCUUGGUGCAGCCUCUGGUUGGAUCCGUGGAAAAAUCGUUUGGAGGCAACACUGUAGUAAAGAAGGUGAAUCUUGGAGAGUACAUUGGACAGAAUGUUCCAAGCCUUAAACAUUUCAUGACAAGUGACGAUGUCACUACACAACAAGAGUUCUGCAUUCCGUCUCUCAUGGCCCUAUCGAGUUCAAUGAGAUUGUUACAAAGACAUGAAUUCAAGAUAAACCACGGUGCAUGGAUCUCGUCGGUGAAGCCAGAGUUUGGUCCUGGAAUAUCAGAACGAAUUGAGGAAGCUAUCAGAACAUCCGACGAGAAGAUCGACCAUUGCCGGUCCGUGAAAUCUGAACUGAUAACGGCUCUUUCAACUUUGCUCGGGGAGAAGGGUGUGUUGGUGAUUCCAACGGUACCAGGUCCUCCACCGCAUCUCCAAGCUAAUGUGGCUGCACUUGAAUCUUUCCGCAGCAGAGCCUUCAGCUUGUUGUCGAUCGCAGGCGUUUCUGGAUUCUGUCAGGUGAGCAUACCAUUGGGGCUACACGAAAAUCUUCCGGUUUCGGUAUCAUUGGUAGCUAAGUAUGGCUCAGACGGUUUUCUUCUGAGUCUUGUGGAUUCCCUUGCUGCAUUUAUUUGAUUGACAUGUCAUAAACUUAAUGCACUUUGAGCAUAUCUAUUUUGCUUUCUGUUUAUUAUGUCAUCGUAGCAUAUCUGAAUGGUUUUCUUGUCCCAAACCCAACAAUGUAUUAAAUAAAUUGUUGUAUAUGUUGGACAAUUGUACUAUUUGUCUUUUAGCGAAGUAUUAAUGACAACUUAAUAUUAACUAGA
Molecule: messenger RNA, 1573 nt
Organism: Arabidopsis thaliana (thale cress)
Lineage: Eukaryota; Viridiplantae; Streptophyta; Magnoliopsida; Brassicales; Brassicaceae
Gene: AMI1
Product: amidase 1
Exons: 9
Coding region: 105-1382 (425 amino acids)
Cellular component (GO): nucleoplasm; cytoplasm
Molecular function (GO): hydrolase activity, acting on carbon-nitrogen (but not peptide) bonds, in linear amides; amidase activity; asparaginase activity
Source: RefSeq, marked reviewed